AUGUCCAGCUUCCUACGCAGCAAACAGGCGGGGAUACAGAAUGACUUGUCCGCGAGCAUCCGGCCGGAGCUUCUCAUGCCAGAUGAGCAAGCUCGCUAUGGCAUAAAUAGUCAGAUCGGAUGCCUCGGAUAUGACCCGGUACAAUCGCUCCUUGCCAUCGGCACCAAGGAGACCAGGUUUGGCCCUGGCAAGAUAUCCGUCUUUGGCCAACGUCGAGUCCAGAAGACCUUGCAACCAUCUCGUCCGACCUCGUUCCACUUCGUGCAAUUCAGUGCCAACAAGAUUGUGAGUUUGGACACAAAAAAUGAACUUGGGCUUUGGGAUUUGGACACGGGCUCUCGACUGGCGACUCAAGUCAUUAGUGGUGGUACGGCCGUUGCCCUUGUAACGGACCCUAUGUUGGACUGGGCCUUUAUUGGACUACAGAACGGUGAAGUUUUGGCAUAUGAUCUUGAUAGGAGAAACUUGGUCCGAUCUUUCAGGUUACCCAACUUUUGGCACCAGAAAGACUCGUCUGGAAGGCCAGCACCUCUGAUAUGUAUGUCUAUGCAUCCUAGGGAUGCCGGCAAACUGUUACUCGGGUUUGCUCAUGGCGCGGUCAUCUACUCUUUCAAACAAAACAAACCGGUUCAGUUUCUGGAGUACGUACUCCCUGCCGGAGCACCGGGAGGCAAUAGUUUGGGAAUCGACACAACACGUCGCCCUCGGCUCACACAUGCCCUCUGGCAUCCCUCAGGUACAUUCAUCGUUACAGCCCACGAAGAUGGCAGUUUGGUUCUGUGGGACCCCAAGGAACAGAAAAUUAUUACCGCCCGGACAUUGAAGGACAAUGGUGUUCAUCAUCCGGCGCCAAACUCAGCCAAAACGUCGUUCUCUGAACCAUUCACCAAGGUCGUAUGGUGCUGCAAGGCAAACUGUGAGGAUACCGGGUUGCUGGUAGCUGGUGGCGAAACUUCGAAUACUUCCCCCAGAAACCUCACAUUCAUUGAACUCGGCUUGACGCCAAUGUAUACAACGUCAUCAUGGCAGGCCCUAUCUGAUUAUUUUAUGGGCAAACGGCAGGUGCCUCUGUCCCUACCACCUGGUGCGCAGGCGGUGGACUUUCUCCUCAUUCCUCGCUCAUCUCCUCAUUUCGCCGGAGCCCAGGACCCCAUUGCAGUCAUUGUCCUUUUAUCAUCUGGUGAGCUCAUCACUAUGAGCUUUCCUUCUGGAUAUCCAAUCAGCCCCACAAACCAGCUUCACCCAUCUAUGUUCUUUGUUCACCCCUUCAUAACAAAGGUCAAUGUUUCCAGCCUGGAGCGUCCCCGAUGGUUGACAAUGACAGAGCGAAGAGACCAAGGCGAACCGUUGCUCAAGGGUGGUGCGGAAGCACAGAGACCGAAGAAGCGAUUUGAAGAGCGAACAAUUAUCCAGGCGGCACAUGGUGACAGCACCAUCCACAUCUGGGACUCGGGUCAUGCAGAUGAGAUUGAGAAUGGUGGGCAACUGCAGGUUGACGUCGCGCGGACCUUGGAUCGGUAUGACGAUAUUGAUAUUACUGCAAUGAGCAUGUCCUCCGGCACGGGUGAUUUUGCCGUAGGCACACGGACAGGAGAAGCAAUUGUUUACAAAUGGGGUGGUAAUCGAUUCUAUGGACGUGACGUCCCCCAACAACUGGAUCCGAACCCAAAGGGUCUUACUGACAUCAGUUCCCGUGCUGAGCCGACGCUGAAGGAGGGCCUUCAGCCGUAUAUUUUGUACGAAAUGAUGCAAGGUCCAAUCACUGCGAUUCAAGCUUCCAACGUCGGAUUUGUGGCAGUCGGGUCGGAAUUAGGCUUCUUGACACUCAUCGAUCUUCGGGGCCCAAAUAUUUUCUACCAAGCUCCUAUGACAGACUUUGCCAAGCAAGACAAGAGGAGCUCCUUCUUCAAGAGAGAGCACCAUCACCGCGCAAAGGACGAGCCCCAAAAGGAAUGGCCCGUUGUUAUUGAAUUUGGAGUCAUGACAUUGGAUGAGGAUAAGUAUUCAAGCAUUUGUUGCUUCGUCGGAACUAACUUGGGGAAAGUCAUUACAUUCAAGCUGCUUCCUGCUGCUGGCGGCGCUUACACGGCGCAGCUAGCUGGCGUUGUUGUUUUUGAUGGGGCAGUUAUUUCCCUAUCUCCUAUUAAUGCUCAAACCGGAAAGCCAGCAUUGGCUACGGGUUCCAUAGUUGGCUCCCUACGUGAAGGCAAGCAGGUGGACGGGGCUUUGGUAGCAGUUACCGAAAAGGAGAUGAGAGUAUUCAGGCCUGCAACUUCAAAGGGCGCCUCCCGAGAAUUCGAUGACAUACUAUGCCGUGCAGCAUCCGUUGCGGAACUCGAGCUUCAAGGGUUCGCCGUCGUGGCACUAUUAGCCGACCAAAGUGUGCGUGCAUACUCUAUUCCAGGAUUGAAGGAUCUUGGAAAAGCAGAAUUGCCAAUGAUAGAUCCAACCAUGAGCAAAUUAUCGGUUGUAACGCAAACGGGCGACAUCUUUGCCUGGACGGGGCCGAGUGAAAUGAGCGUGAUUCAUGUCUGGGGGAGUGGCAAGCCGCUCCAGCAAUCGCCAGACAUCAUGAUCAAUCCAGACCUACAAUGCCCUCCACGACCAACAAUCUCGAAUGUGCAAUGGAUCUCUGGUACUCAAUAUGUUUCACCGUUGGACCUAGAUGUCCUUGUCGGUGGCCCAGACAGACCUCCGAGCAAGAGAAUGCUGGACGCUGCGGCUGCAGAGCGACGUGCAACAGCAGGAGGGACAGCUGCCGUAGCAGGUGGAGUAGCAGCGAGCCAAGAGACUUGGGGGUCAUACCUGAGCCGUCAGGUCAAUGAGAGGACGGAAAAGUUGACGUUUCUCAAUAGCGGCGUAGACACCCUGCAAGACCAGAGCCAGGCGUGGGCAGACGAUAUCAACAAGUUUGUCAAUCAGCAAAAGCGGAAUUUGGUUAUGGGAAGUAUCAAGAGUAAAUUUUUCUGA
Molecule: messenger RNA, 2970 nt
Organism: Pochonia chlamydosporia 170
Lineage: Eukaryota; Fungi; Ascomycota; Sordariomycetes; Hypocreales; Clavicipitaceae
Product: SNARE-dependent exocytosis protein (Sro7)
Exons: 3
Coding region: 1-2970 (989 amino acids)
Biological process (GO): regulation of protein secretion; establishment of cell polarity; regulation of exocytosis
Cellular component (GO): cytoplasm; plasma membrane
Molecular function (GO): myosin II binding; syntaxin binding; GTPase activator activity
Source: RefSeq, a predicted model, not a curated record